This is a messenger RNA of Rangifer tarandus platyrhynchus (Svalbard reindeer), 3330 nucleotides long. NCBI's taxonomy places the organism in Eukaryota, Metazoa, Chordata, Mammalia, Artiodactyla, Cervidae. The record is from the annotation of a GenBank genome assembly.
AUGAAGGGCGGCGGCGGCGCUGUGUGGAGCCUCAUGUGGAAAUACUGCAUCUCCGUGAGGACCCUCAGCGUUGAGGGUGAGGCCCCCAGCAGCGAGACCGGCACGUCGCUGGACAGCCCCUCCGCCUACCACCAGGGACCCUUGGUGCCCGGCUCGGGCCUGAGCCCGGAGCCCUACGAGCACGCGCCGGGCGGCGCCUAUGGGCUGUACACGGGGCCGCCCGGGCAGCAGCAGCGCGCGCGGAGGCCCCGGCUGCAGCACUCGACGUCCAUCCUGCGCAAGCAGGCCGAGGAGGAGGCCAUCAAGCGCUCGCGGUCCCUCUCCGAGAGCUAUGAGCUCUCCUCAGACCUUCAGGACAAGCAGGUGGAGAUGCUAGAACGGAAGUAUGGGGGCCGCCUCGUGACCCGCCAUGCGGCCCGCACCAUCCAGACGGCCUUCCGCCAGUACCAGAUGAACAAGAACUUCGAGCGGCUGCGCAGCUCCAUGUCUGAGAAGCGUCUGUCCCGCCGCAUCGUGCUGUCCAACAUGCGGGUGCAGCUGUCCUUCGAGGGGCCCGAGAAGGCGCACAGCUCCUUCUUUGAGGGCAAGCAGGUCUCGGUGACCGACGGGGACACCCCGCUGGGCUCCCUGGGGCCAGCCGAGUGUGGGGACCUGGGCCCGCCGCCCCCACCUGCCCUGCAGGCCCCCGCGCCUGCCGGCGACUUCACGGACGCCAUCACGGAGCUGGAGGACGCCUUCUCGCGGCAGGUGAAGUCGCUGGCUGAGUCCAUCGACGACGCGCUCAACUGCCGCAGCCUGCACGCCGUGGAGGGGGCGCCCACGCCCGCCGCCGAGCCCUCGUCGAGCCUGCACAGUGCGGAGCAGCGCCGGCUGGACGAGAUGACCGCCUCGUACAGUGACGUCACCCUGUACAUCGACGAGGAUGAGCUGUCGCCGCCACUGCCUGCGGCGCAGGCCGGGUGCCGGCCGGCCAGCGGCGAGUCGGACCUGCGGCUGCGGGCUGGAGCCGCCGCCCAGGACUACUGGGCGCUGGCCCACAAGGACGACAAGGUGGACACGGACACCAGCUGCCGGAGCACGCCGUCGCUGGAGCCGCGGGCGCGCUUGGAGCACCUGCCACUGCUCACCAUCGAGCCGCCCAGCGACAGCUCCGCCGACCUCAGCGACCGCUCGGACCGCAGCUCGCUCAAGAGGCAGGGCGCCUACGAGCGCGGCCUGGGUGGGCCGCAGGGCAGCCCCAAGCACGGCCCCCACGGUCCCCCCAGGGGCCUCCCCCGGGAGGAGCCAGAGCCGCGGGCCCGGCCACCGCGGCCCCUGGACGCCCACCUGGCCAUCAACGGCUCGGCCAACCGGCAGAGCAAGUCCGAGUCGGACUACUCCGACGGCGACAACGACAGCCUCAACAGCACGUCCAACUCCAACGACACCAUCAACUGCAGCUCGGAGUCCUCAUCCCGCGACAGCCUGCGCGAGCAGACGCUCAGCAAGCAGACCUACCACAAGGAGACCCGCAACAGCUGGGACUCGCCCGCCUUCAGCAACGACGUCAUCCGCAAGCGGCACUACCGCAUCGGCCUCAACCUCUUCAACAAGAAGCCCGAGAAGGGCGUCCAGUACCUCAUCGAGCGCGGCUUCGUGCCCGACACGCCGGUGGGGGUGGCCCACUUCCUGCUGCAGCGCAAGGGCCUGAGCCGGCAGAUGAUCGGCGAGUUCCUGGGCAACCGGCAGAAGCAGUUCAACCGCGAUGUGCUCGACUGCGUGGUGGACGAGAUGGACUUCUCCGCCAUGGAGCUGGACGAGGCCCUGAGGAAGUUCCAGGCGCACAUCCGGGUGCAGGGUGAGGCCCAGAAGGUGGAGCGGCUGAUCGAGGCCUUCAGCCAGCGGUACUGUGUCUGCAACCCCGGGGUGGUACGGCAGUUCCGGAACCCCGACACCAUCUUCAUCCUGGCCUUCGCCAUCAUCCUGCUCAACACCGACAUGUACAGCCCCAGCGUCAAGCCCGAACGCAAGAUGAAGCUGGAGGACUUUGUCAAGAACCUCCGCGGCGUAGACGACGGGGAGGACAUCCCCCGCGAAAUGCUCAUCGGGAUCUAUGAGCGGAUCCGGAAGCGGGAGCUGAAGACCAAUGAGGACCACGUGUCGCAGGUGCAGAAGGUGGAGAAGCUCAUCGUGGGCAAGAAGCCGAUCGGAUCCCUGCACCACGGGCUCGGCUGUGUGUUGUCGCUGCCACACCGCCGCCUCGUCUGCUACUGCCGGCUCUUCGAGGUUCCGGACCCGAACAAGCCCCAGAAGCUCGGGCUGCACCAGCGCGAAAUCUUCCUGUUCAACGACCUCCUGGUGGUCACCAAGAUCUUCCAGAAGAAGAAGAACUCGGUGACGUACAGCUUCCGGCAGUCCUUCUCCUUGUACGGCAUGCAGGUCCUGCUCUUCGAAAACCAGUACUACCCCAACGGCAUCCGGCUUACGUCUGCCGUCCCGGGGGCUGACAUCAAAGUGCUGAUCAACUUCAACGCCCCCAACCCUCAAGACCGCAAGAAGUUCACUGAUGACCUGCGAGAGUCUAUCGCGGAGGUGCAGGAGAUGGAGAAGCACAGGAUAGAGGCGGAGCUGGAGAAGCAGAAGGGCGUCGUGCGGCCCAGCAUGUCCCAGUGCUCCACCCUCAAGAAGGAGCCAGGGGGCGGGACGCUGAGCCGGGCCUGCCUGGACGACAGCUACGCCGGCGGCGAGGGGCUCAAGCGCAGCGCUCUCAGCAGCUCCCUGCGCGACCUCUCAGAAGCGGGGAAGCGAGGGCGUCGCAGCAGUGCGGGAUCGCUAGAGAGCAAUGUGGAAGGGUCCAUCAUUAGCAGUCCUCACAUGCGCCGGAGAGCUACAUCACCACGAGACUGCCCAUCUCGCCCACACCAGGCCAUGCCCAACUCCUCCUCCCUCCUGGGCUCCCUGUUUGGGAGUAAGAGAGGGAAGCCCCCUCCCCAGGCCCAGCCGCCCCCCCACCCGCCACACCCCAUGGCCAGCCACCCCCAGGGGCCUGUGGAGGGCCCCCUCGCGGGCCCAGGGCACGGGCACCACAGCCAGUACUGCCACCUGCAGCAGAGCCCGCCCCCCUACCACCAUCACCACCACUACCACCCGCCCCAGCACGUCCAGCACGCACACCAGUACCACCACGGCCCCCACGGGGGGCACCCCGCCUACGGGGCCCACGCGCACGGCCACCCGCCGCUGCCCGCGGGCCACGCGGGCCACGCCCUGCACCACCACGGGCAGCCCCCCGCCCCGCCGCCCCCCACCAGCAGCAAGGCCAAGCCCAGCGGCAUCAGCACAAUUGUGUAG